Molecule: messenger RNA, 567 nt
Organism: Solanum dulcamara
Lineage: Eukaryota; Viridiplantae; Streptophyta; Magnoliopsida; Solanales; Solanaceae
Exons: 1
Coding region: 1-567 (188 amino acids)
Molecular function (GO): nucleic acid binding
Source: RefSeq, a predicted model, not a curated record
AUGAAUGAAGCAGUUGAUGCUGCUAACAAGAAUAUCAAAAGAAUAUUGCGGAAGAUGAUUGAUCAUUACAAGCAUUGGCAUGAGAAUUUGUCGUUUGCCCUCCUCGACUAUCGCACCACCAUUAGUACAUCGACUGGGGCAACACCUUAUCUUUUGGUUUAUGGAACAGAAGCAGUAUUACCAAUGGAAGUUGAGAUACCAUCCCUGAGGAUUAUCCAAGAAGCUGAAUUGAGUGAUGUCAAAUGGACACAAAGUCGAUAUGAACAGUUGAUGCUCAUUGAUGAAAACAGAAUGAAUGCAGUUUGUCACAAACAACUUUAUCAACAUAGGAAAGCCAAAGCUUUCAACAAGAAGGUAAGACUUAGACAGUUCGACCCGGGACAAUUGGUUUUGAAGUGGAUAUUCCCACACCAAGAUGAAGCUAAAGGGAAGUUUGCGCCUAACUGGCAUGGGCCUUAUGUGGUUCACCGAGUAUUUCCCGGAGGAGCAUUGAUUCUAGCAGAAAUGGACGAAAAGAUAUGGCUGAAAGUCAUCAAUUCGGAUGCGGUUAAGAAAUACUAUGUCUAG